Molecule: messenger RNA, 2590 nt
Organism: Myxocyprinus asiaticus (Chinese sucker)
Lineage: Eukaryota; Metazoa; Chordata; Actinopteri; Cypriniformes; Catostomidae
Product: deformed epidermal autoregulatory factor 1 homolog
Exons: 14
Coding region: 210-1805 (531 amino acids)
Biological process (GO): regulation of transcription by RNA polymerase II
Cellular component (GO): nucleus
Molecular function (GO): DNA-binding transcription factor activity, RNA polymerase II-specific; DNA binding
Source: RefSeq, a predicted model, not a curated record
CCAGUAAAGGCACUCGGAGGCCAUUAUCCUGCAACCAUUUUCUUUUCUUUCAUACCUAGAUCAACAACCAUUUCAAUACGUUCAUAAUCUAUGCAAGUUGAUUAAGCGCUUGUUGGACACGUGCAGAUUUAUUGAGCGCGAGGGACGUGCACAUCUCCACUCUAACCCUUCGGUUAAUUUCGGCUGGAUUCGUGCGCCGCUGUUUUGAAAUGGACGCGACUGAACCGGAGAGCGCGUCUGCGGGAGCGGCUGUAGGUUCGGAUACCGAAUCAGAGGCCGAAGUCACCACGAUGACUGUGAUGGCAGACGCGGAAAACAUCGACAUUGCCGAAUCUCUGCCGAACCCGGACGAUGCCGAAACGGCGUUUGCGGAGGUCACAGCAGUCACUGUUGGCGAUGUUCAAAGCACAGAUGACACUGUAUUCACAUCCACAGUCGCCACGGCAGCAUCCAUCCCUGAACACGUGCUCACUGGCAGAACCACACUUCAGAUCGCAGACAGUUUGAGUUCACAGAAGGCCACAUUGAUUGUAGUGCACACAGAUGGGAGUAUUGUGGACGCCACAGGACUGAAGAGCACCGCAACACCAAUGACUCCUGGUCCUCAGACCCCUCUGUCAUCUAGACAUGAUAAGGACGUUUCUAAGUAUAACUGGGAUCCAUCAGUUUACGAGAAUGAGCUUCCCGUGCGCUGCCGGAACACAAGUGGAGUUCUCUACAAAAACAGACUGGGCUCAGGAGGCAAAGGUCGCUGCAUCAAACACAACAAUAACUGGUACACUCCGACAGAGUUUGAGGGAAUGUCGGGUAGAGCGAGCAGCAAAGACUGGAAGAGAAGCAUCCGCUAUGCAGGCCGACCUCUACAGUGUCUCAUUCAGGAGCGUAUUCUGGUCCCUCAUGCAGCGUCUUGUACCUGUGCGGCCUGCUGUGAUGAUCUGUCUACAUGUACCAAGGAUGGAUCUUUUGAAGGGGAGAACAUCACCAUGACGGGCCCCGUCAGACUGUUUGUUCCUUAUAAAAGAAGGAAGAAAGACUGUGAUCGGCCAGCAUCUCCUGAGAAGAAAGAUGUUCAGACAGCAAAGAACAUCACUCUGGCUCCUGGAGCAACGUUUACAAUGACUCCGUCCGGACAGAUCACCACAUCAGGCACGCUGACCUUUGACCGAACGCCGACAGGGGAGACCGCGGCCAUCAUCUCCGACAGCCCUGCGCCUGCUGACGUCUUCACUAAUACAGCUGUGUUGACGACGCUCCCUGCACUGGCGGUGGUCCCUCAGCAAGCGGUGGUGCAGUCUAAACCUCCACCAGUGGGGGCGCUGAUGAACGGGUUGGAGACAGGAGAGCAGCUUUCGUGGAUUUACCUGGAGGAGAUGGCCAAUACGCUGCUCUGUAACGUCCAACAACUCAAAGUCCUGAUUGCACAAGCCAAACAGGCCAGUCAGAAUGGACCACAAGCCACCAUCAACCCAGAGAAGAACAGCAGCACCAGGAAAGAGUCAGAUCAAGCAUCAAAGAUGUGGUCAAUGAGGGUCAGCAUCCAGAAGUCUUUUCAGAGUCAACUGUCACUCAGUGAAGAACCUGAUGGCAAAAUCACUGAAAUUAUUAUUAAGCACAUAUGCGUGAACUGCGGCCGAGAGGCAUCGAGUGAAUGCACGGGUUGCCACAAAGUCCAUUACUGCUCUGGGUUCUGUCAGCGGAAGGAUUGGAAAGAGCAUCAGUUGAGCUGCUGCCAGCCGAGCGUGGCCGUCAGCAUCCAGGAAGAAACUCCAAUAGCUGGUCUGGAAGUGGAGAAAGGGAAGGCAUAGUGCUUCAUACCACUGUAUUCCAUCCCCCAAUGCGCACUGUAUGAAGUUUAGAUCGUUGAUUCUUUCCGUGCAUGUAUUUUAGUUUAGCGAUAAAGCCGCAUAGUAGCAGCUUCCCCCCUCGAACCUCGUACUACAGGUUCUGUCAGUGACAGCGAUCCUUAAAGGAAAAGUCCUAAAAUGAAAAUGCUGUCAUCAUUUACUCACCCUCAUCUUGUUCUUGUAUGACUUUCUUUUGUAGAAUACAAAAGGAGAUCUUUCGAAGAAUGUUAAUGCUGCUCUUUUCCAUUGCAAUGAAAGUAAAUGUGGAGUACGGCCCUUAAGCUCCAAAAAGGACAAAAACUGCACCAUUUAAGUAUAAUAGAAGUAUUCCAUAUGACUUAUACACUAUAUUCCAAGUCUUCUGAAGCCACACGGUAACUUUGUUUGAGGAAAGGACCAAAAAAGUCACUACAGUAUGGCUUCAGAAGACUUGAAAUAUAGUCAUAAGGACUACUUUUAUGGUGUUUUUUUUAGAGCUUGACUGCCCCUGGUCACAUUAUCAUUUUAUUUUAUGGAAAAGAGCAGCUCAAAGAUUUUUCGAAAUAUUUUGUAUCCCGCUGAAGAGAAAAAAAGUCAUACGGGUUUGGAACUACAUGAGUGUGAGUAAAUGAUGACAGAAUUUUCAUUUCUGGUGUGAACUAUUCCUUUAAUUGGACCGUGCUAUAAUUUCAGAAACUCAUUCUAAUGAAGGACUACAUUUUAACAGUGUUUUUGAAACAAAACAGAAAUAAAUGGAUAAAAUCUGA